Messenger RNA from Trichosurus vulpecula (common brushtail), 6513 nucleotides. Its product is annotated as putative RNA-binding protein Luc7-like 2. The coding region runs from base 449 to 1657 and encodes 402 amino acids. NCBI's taxonomy places the organism in Eukaryota, Metazoa, Chordata, Mammalia, Diprotodontia, Phalangeridae. Gene Ontology annotation, biological process: mRNA splice site recognition. Gene Ontology annotation, molecular function: mRNA binding. The record is from RefSeq and is a predicted model, not a curated record. The transcript has 10 exons. Gene Ontology annotation, cellular component: U2-type prespliceosome; U1 snRNP.
GAGUGAGCGCGAGGAGCGUGCGCGCUCAUGUAGGCGGCGACGGUGGCCGCGAGCGGCGGCGUCAGCUCCAGGAAGGGGGGGAGGGUUGACGGCUUUUGUAGGGUGGCGGCAGCGGCGGUGGCGCCUUCCCGUUUGGCCCGUAUCGUUUCUGUUGCGGGAGCUGGACUGAGAGUGACAGAACGAGGGUCGGGACAGGGGGUCACCGCCUUCUCCAGUACAUCGAACUGAGAAGCCGCCGCCCGGACUCUUUUUCUUUACCCCGGUCCCCCGCCCCCUCACUGCCCGUUCGGAGGAAGCGGCUGCGGCGGCGGCGACAUCAUUUCUCCUCACCCUACCCUCCCCCUUCCCCUGCCCCCCCUAGCCCUGAGAGGUACGGCUUGCUCCCCAAUUCUUUCCUCACCCCACCCGAUCGCUCGCUCACUACGCCGCCGCUGCUGCCGCCGCCGCCAUGUCGGCGCAGGCCCAGAUGCGUGCUAUGCUGGACCAGCUGAUGGGCACUUCUCGGGACGGAGACACUACCCGUCAGCGAAUCAAAUUCAGCGAUGACAGAGUAUGCAAGAGUCACCUUCUCAAUUGCUGUCCUCAUGAUGUUCUCUCUGGAACUAGGAUGGAUCUUGGAGAAUGUCUGAAGGUCCAUGACCUGGCUUUAAGAGCAGAUUAUGAAAUCGCAUCCAAAGAACAAGACUUUUUCUUUGAGCUUGACGCAAUGGAUCAUCUGCAGUCAUUCAUCGCAGACUGUGACCGGAGAACAGAAAUGGCCAAGAAAAGAUUAGCAGAAACUCAGGAAGAGAUUAGUGCCGAAGUGGCAGCUAAAGCAGAACGUGUCCAUGAAUUGAAUGAGGAAAUUGGUAAAUUACUAGCCAAAGUGGAACAACUAGGAGCUGAAGGUAAUGUGGAGGAGUCCCAGAAAGUAAUGGAUGAAGUGGAGAAAGCCCGAGCAAAGAAAAGAGAGGCAGAGGAAGUCUACCGGAAUUCUAUGCCAGCCUCCAGUUUCCAACAACAGAAACUUCGGGUCUGUGAAGUAUGCUCUGCUUAUUUGGGUCUUCAUGACAAUGACAGGCGACUAGCUGAUCAUUUUGGUGGGAAACUACACCUUGGAUUUAUUGAAAUAAGAGAGAAACUUGAAGAGCUGAAGAGAGUUGUAGCUGAGAAGCAAGAGAAAAGAAAUCAGGAACGCCUGAAGCGCAGAGAAGAAAGAGAGAGAGAAGAAAGGGAGAAGUUGAGAAGGUCCCGAUCACAUAGCAAGAAUCCCAAAAGAUCCAGGUCCCGAGAGCAUCGUAGACAUCGAUCUCGCUCUACUUCACGAGAACGAAAGAGAAGAACUAGAUCCAAGUCCCGUGAGAAACGCCAUCGUCACAGGUCACGCUCCAGUAGCCGCAGCCGCAGCCGCAGCCACCAGAGAAGCAGGCAUAGCUCCAGAGACCGGAGCAGAGAGCGAUCCAAAAGAAGAUCCUCAAAAGAAAGGUCUUCUGGAGAUAAAGAGCGGUCAUUAAGAGACCAAGACCUAGCAUCACGUGACAAAGAUAGGAGUUCAAGAGAGCGGUCUCCUCGUGACCGUGACCGAGAGAGAAAAGAUAAGAAACGUUCCUAUGAGAGUGCUAAUGGCCGCUCAGAAGACCGGAGGAGCUCUGAAGAGCGUGAAGCCGGGGAGAUUUAACAGGCUCUACAUUUCCUCAAUCCUUAAGCUUCCUCUGGAGUUACAUACUAUUGUUUAGUUUACAGCUGUUCAAGACAACCCAGCCGUUCCAGACACCGAUCCAACUAGGCUAGAUGCGCAGUAUCUAAAGUUUGGCUAUAAUUCAAUCCUAACUGAACGUCUUUUCCUGGCUGAAGUCUAAAAUUGCAUCCGUAAUUUCUGGUGAACCCUAAUACAAUUCUGAAAGGUUCCUCUGUUCACAAGUGCAGUUUUAUGUAGUAAAAUGUGAAUCUCUUAUGUUUUAUUUUCAGUAGAAGUUAGAAUGAACAAAUUGUGUUACUUGCCUUGGGCUUUCUUGAACAUUUGUAAAAUUCUUCUUUUUUAGUCCAAAUAGCAGCAGCUUUGGGAGUCUUGUUUUGAUUUCUUCCUCUACCCUUCUGUCCUACCCUCCCACCUGCCAUCCCAAAUUACAAAGUGGGGCAGGAAUUGGAGGGGCCAUAUAACUUGGGUUAGAAACUUUUCUGUUCCCACCUAUUGAUUACUAGUUGGUUACAUUUCAGAACAUUUAUUGCUGGGGUGCGUGUUCUGGAGAAAAUGGAAAUGUUUGUUUCUUUUUUCCCUUUUUUUAAACAGUGCCUAUUUAGAUUUGGAAGUUGAACAGCUGUUGCAUUACACCUUUUGCAUUUUUAUUGAAAUUUUGAAAUCAAACCUUGUCUUGAUUUUUCUGUUACGUUGAAUUGCUAUGCUCAGGUUGUUGGGGCGAUUGUUUCUUAAGCACUUCCUGCCUUUAUUUUUUGUUGUGGAGUGUAAAGGCUAUACCUCUUAAUUGUUUAAAAGAAAAGAUAAUAAAAUGAAAGCAGCAAUCACCACCACCACCACCACCACCACCAUCAUCACCAUCAUUAAACAACCUGCAUUAUUCAGUAAGUUGUCACCUUGCACUUUCUCCUGUGGACAUUCCUCACUUUUUUCUUUUAUUGAUAAUUCCUUUCCAUGUAAGACACAAAAGAUGUAAGAAGACACUUGCAAAAAUUCUGAACUCUGGGCAUAACUGUUUAACCCAGGCCAUCUGUACUGCUUAUAUUCAGCUAUCUGGGUUUAUAAUUUCUGCCACAAGGAAGGACUUGGACCUGCAAGAAGAAGUGUUCUGAUUUUUCUGUUUAUUCAGCCACACAAAAUGAAAUAAAAACACAGUGUAAACAGAGCAGUGAGAGGAACAAUAUUUAGUUAGUAAGAGUUGAUUUGAAACCCCAUAAAGUCUUAAAAGGGGGUAGGAAAGCAGUACAUGAGUAUAGAAAUCAAUAACAAACUUUUAUCUGCUGAAAGUUGUUCUAUAUUUCGUAUAAUCAGAUGUCAGUUUUCCAGAAGGAAUUAAAGGAAUGCCAUAGAAAAGAGGGUUCUAGAAAGUAAUAUUUUAGUUGAAUAACAAUGAAUUUAGAUCUAAAAGCAACACAAAUCUAAAUCCCAGUCUUACAGAUAAUGGCCCCAUUUGUUAAAAGGCCUCUUAAUUUUCUUUUGCCUGUGUUUGCCAGUAUCCUUUGUUAAUAUAUUUUUGCUUUUGGUGCUUGACUAUAUCAUCAUCUGGAAAGCAGAAGGAUAGGGACAGUUAUGAUGCAAGAUACAGAUCCAGAGCAGAGUAAAGAAACUGUCCAGUUGGAAGAGAAGAUAGACUAGUAUAUGUGGGCAGUGUUGGCAAGUAAUUGAAAAAUACUGCAUGGUAAUCCUCACUUUAGAGCAGAGUAUUGUGAAUCACCCAGAUGGCCAAGACCGUUAAUGCUUUUUUCUCUGCUGCCUCACUUCUUCAUGUGUUUUAGAAUAGCCAGUGAUUUUAAAGUUGUGAUCUUACAGGAGCUAGGUUAACAUCUAUGAGUGCUCUUUCAGUGAGGAAGUUACUUCCUGGGAAUCAGAAUCCAAAUAUCUUCAACAUGUGAGUGAUUGGAAGAUAGAUGGUUCCUAUCCUUCAGGUGGGUGAAUAUUUCAACCACCUAGAACGUAUCUUUUUAACGGAUAACUUUUGUUACUAAAACCCUGCAACUUCCUUAGUAGCAAAAUCCAGUGUUUUAUUUCUGACCAUUUAAAAAAAUAUAUUAUUAUUAUUAUAAACUUCGUAGCCAACAACAGUGGACAAUCUAGGUAUUUAUUAUGUUAAACUGAAAUUUCACCUGCAUCAAUUUAAAUCUAUUGUUUUAAGUCCCUCAGUGAACAUAGAAGAGCAACUUAAAAUGAUUCAUAUGAACCCAUACUGUUAAAAACAAUAGACCACAAUGUUAACCUAUUCACAGUAGCUUUGGGCACUUUGAGAAGGGCAUUAGCUCUUUUAGGCCAUUAGGAAAGCAAAUAGCAACUUACCAGACAGCUUAACCCUCACUAACUCACAGCAAGGCCAGUCUAGCUUAGAGAAUAAUGUGAAUUAAAGAAUAUCUGUAUUAAAUAUUUUAACCUAAUAACAUGGCCUGGGUUAAACAGUGUGUGAGAUCUAGAUCUUUCCUAUGGUAUAGUUGUGUGAUUGACUUUCAAUCUUAAGUUUCAUCUUUCAGUCCAUCAUUCCAGCCUGUCACAUUUUUGGGGUCCUCAUUCUGACAUCAGACAUAUUAGCUAUUCUGCCUAUCGUUAGGAUUGUAUGUGAAAGACAACAUAGUUUUAAGAAAAAUUAUGCUCAGUUCUUUCUCUCCUCAAGUGAAGAUAACUCAGGAAAACAUUGCCAGUGCUGAAACAUCACCUAAGGUUUAACUCUGGCUAUCAGUAUUGGGAUUUGUAGAGAGAUAGAGGGGAAAGCAAGGAGGCAUCAGGAUUUCACAUAACCAGCCAGAGCAGUCUGGUGGGGUUGCUGAAGGUUAGUGAUCCCUGUAGACAAGGGGUACUGCCAUUGAGCCAGUGAAGUAGGAGCGCCAUGUUGAUUGGAAGGAGGCACCCAAAGACAAAGUGGGUUUCCAGUAAGCAGGUCUGAAGCAGCAUCCAGGAAUUCCAGGGAGUAAAAAGCAGUCACAUAGCUGGUGUCCAGGGGGGAAAGUUUGGAAUUGAGGAGGGAGCAGGCAGUGUAAUCAACACAGGUAGGUGGUGGUUCAUGUGAAAGAUAUUAGGCAGUGGAAACCUAGGGUCACAUAACCCUUAAUUCCCUAAAGGAUUGAUUGGGCCAUGCAGGAUUUGACACAGAUACAGGCUACCAUGGCUACAGGACAAAAUCUGGUAGAAACUUAAUACAGAAAUCUGACCCCACAAUACUAGGCAGUAGGUAUAAAAGGGAAGCAGAAUGAGGAUAGGAAUUAAGAUCUCAGGAGAACAGAUAAUCAUGGGGAGAACGGGUAAGGCCAACAGCAAGACCGUUUUGAACUUGAUUUGAAGUCUGUCUAAACAAUUCUAUGUUUCUUGCUCAGAGGCCAGGUUAUGGUUCAGGCAAGAAACUCUUGAGUAGGGGAAUGAAUGGUAGGGGACCCAGGCUUUCUCCACUACAUAGAAGUCUAGGAUGACAGCAUUUCUUUUCCCUGGUUCAAAGAGAAAGGGAAAUUUGGAACCCAAUGUUUUGGGCUGGAGGUGGUCACUAAAAAUCCCAUGAUGAGCAAUUAACGUUCAUGGAGACAACUACUCAUCUGAAAAAAAAUUUCCCUGGUGUGCAAGCAUCAGUCCACAAAGGAGGAUGGAGGUUGGACUGCAGGGACGAGUACGUUCCCUGAGCUUCCCACGUCCUGAUAACGAGAGGGAGAGUGGAGUGGAAAGACUGUACCGACCCUGAGUUCAAAUGCCAACUAUAUAUCUCUAGUACUUGUAUGACCACGGAUGUCACCUAACUUCCUUGGAAAUACCUUGUUAGGUAUUUCCUCCAAAGCCCCAGUUGUAGCUUUUCUAAGCUCAUUGCCCUCCACCGUGUUAGUUGGAGUUUUAAAAAGGGCAUGCCAGUAUUUCCUGGUGUGAAGGGGAAGAAGGGCCAUUCUACCAAAUUGGGGAGGAGGGUGGAGAUUUGGGGCUCUUUUUCUUUCCCUUUUAUAUCAGCGUUGGGUACCUACUAGGAUGGAUCCCAGGCCAUGAAGAGUUUUUGACUUCUCUUGGCCCAAUUCACUUGGGAUCUCCGCAUAGAUGGCACCAGCAUGCUCAUAAGGGCAUAUCAAAUUUGACACAAUUGUCGAAGGAGAUAGCACCUUCCUCAUUUGUCCCAAUCCAACAGUCUCUUUGACCACAAAUGAUUUUCUGUCUCCUUUGCAGUGAUUUAAAGGAACCACUCUUGGAACAACAGACUGGAGAACACUUACUAUCUAAAGCUUACCAUGUUUUUUUCCAGGUUUCAGAGCGGUUUAGUAAUCUUGGAUGGUUUUACAUGUUUGACUACCCAACAUGACUGGGCAGUGGACUCUGACUCCAAGAGUUCACAUUUUGUGAUUGCUUCUGUAUUUCCCAGAAUCCUAGAGUUGGUAGCGAUCUUCAGUCAUAGCAAGAGACUUCGACUUCUCAAACAUAUUUGAUUUUUGGUGCAAGAAAUAGCAUUUUCCUCUACAAUAGCCAGGCUUCUUGGCAUAGCUCGAGGAAAAUACAAAAUUUUAUAGAGAUCAUCUAAACCAACCCUCUGGGCCAGAGUUUCCUCAUUUGCAAAAUGAGAGGGUUAAACUAAAUAUGAUCCUUUUGGUCCUAAGUUCCAUGAUCCUCUUGUUUUACAGAUGUGGAAAUUAAUAGGUUUGAAAGAGACAGAUCAUGAUGAGGAAACAGGCCCAGAAAAGGUAGAUGACUUACCCAGGGUGACCGACUGGCAGAGCUAGAACUAAAAUUCCACUAAUUUUUUUGUUUAUUGAGUAGAUGGUUAUGUUACAUAAUCAACUACGAAAAUCAACCAUACCAUGUAUGGAAUUUACUUUUAAAACCCAAUAAAAUGACAAACUGACAUUAUGCAA